Messenger RNA from Aedes aegypti (yellow fever mosquito), 1690 nucleotides. RefSeq lists its product as uncharacterized. The coding region runs from base 165 to 851 and encodes 228 amino acids. NCBI's taxonomy places the organism in Eukaryota, Metazoa, Arthropoda, Insecta, Diptera, Culicidae. The record is from RefSeq and is a predicted model, not a curated record. The transcript has 3 exons.
GAACUGGACUCAUUGCAGACGGUGCACUCGAUUCGGUAACAUUUGAAGGAACGAUUUCAACGGUUUGUGGCGGUUCAACGAAUUUUGGUGCAAUUUCAGUAGAAAAAUAGUGUUGGUUCGGAAAUUUUCAAAAUAAUUUUCUGUAUUAUUUUGUAACAGUGAAUAUGUUCAGCAAAAACGUAGUCGUGCUUGUAGUGGUUGCCCUGGCCGGGUUCGAAUGUGCUUAUGCUCAAAGCAACAACUGGCGCCGACCGAACGAGACCAACUACUCGGAAGCGUCGUCCGCCACGAACGAUCGCACACAGCGGCUCGGCCUAACCACCGGCUACGGAGGCGGACUCAACGGGUACGGAUACUCCAGCUCGGGCGUCGGAGGUUACGCCCCGCUCAAGAUCGACUUGGGCGGAGUGGUGCUGGGAACACUGGUCGGCAUCGGCGCCCUGCUGAUCCUGCCCAAGCUGGUGACGGCCUUCGGCGGAGGCUACGGUGGACACUACCGUAGCGAGAACGGCGACGGCGACUUCACCCAGCUGCUGAACAAGGUCGACGACAUGCUGGCCCAGAACAACAUCGAUUCGGGAUCGUGCCUGCAGAAGGCCAUCUGCACGUACGUGCAGAAGUCCGACUACCACAUGCAGGUCGGAACCGCCGAUCAGAUCGAGCACAUGAUCCUCGCGCUGGCCGAGAACUCCUUGGUCGACUACAUGCUGGACGGAACCGCCAUCAAGGAAGCGAUCAAGAACGGAAAAGCUCAGAACCGAUCGUGCGAUGAGCUCUAUAAAUCCUGCCCGCUGGAUAGGCAAUCCGCCUAUCAGAUGGCCAGCAAAAUCUUCCGCGUCGGAGGAAACUGAAUGAUUCUCUGAAUAACAAUACUCUCCGCUGUAGUGACGCUGGAACAUUCUCACGCUUGACUUGAUUUGAAUCCGUGCCGUACUUUACAAACUCUCGAAGACCGAAUCACCAGCCUACUACGUUUCGCUUGCUUAAAAACUCACCGUAGGUGACAGGUGCGUUUAGUAAAUCACGAGCAGUGACUCAUGCCAACCUCCACUUUAUCUGGAGUGCAAUAUAGAAUUCGCACGCUUAGAAUAGAUGAACCCAAACGUUUUUCGCGACGGUGGCAGAUAUUCAAGCUGAUUCCAAUAAUGAUGACCCGAUGUCGUCGUCGUCGUCGUAAACGAGUGGUUCUAUUUCAGGAAAAUUCCACACAACUCACCGCGCAUUUCACUUCAUCGCACCUUCAACGCCAUCAUCCAGGUUCGAGGUUAAAUAUUUAGUGUGUAGUUAAGUGUAUUACGAUCCUACCACACGAAAUGGUCUACCGCUGUGAGAGAAGGCCGUAAAUCAACACACCUAGCAGCACAUAAGAAGCAACUGUUUACAACAGUGAAAUUUUAAUUUUUCGGGAAUGCGAGCAAUACUGACACAAACACGUUUGAAAAGGAAUGCACUCUGCGCUGCUGUGAACGUUUGUGUGUUUACACAACCAUUCUUUCUGCUUUUUAAUUAAUCCUUCCAUGCUUCAUGAAACUGCUUUCUAUCGCUUGCAAAACAUAAAUUUUGAAAAUAAAAACCAAAAAAAAAAUGAAGGGGAACCAAUUUUAGUCAUGUAAGAAACAAACGAAGAGACAAACGACUGUAAAUACAUAUUCCAUUUUUUUUUUGCAAUGAACAAAUAAAUAAUUCCAAU